This is a messenger RNA of Anopheles gambiae (African malaria mosquito), 2055 nucleotides long. RefSeq lists its product as uncharacterized. The record is from RefSeq and is a predicted model, not a curated record. The transcript is spliced from 7 exons. Lineage: Eukaryota; Metazoa; Arthropoda; Insecta; Diptera; Culicidae. Bases 566 to 1906 code for a protein of 446 amino acids.
GAACUGGAGCAUGCAAAGCUGCCGUCGACACCUUACUUAGAAGAAGAACGAAGCUACUUUACACCGAUUAGCACCUUUCAUCUUCCAGGGAAGAAAAGCAGGUCAUUUCACAGUCGAACUCCGUACGAGUGAGGGAAAUCUAUCCUUACCGCCCAGAUAUAUGGCCCAGUUUCAACGAGCCAGAAAAUAUUUGUCACGUUUCGAAGCACAGGAGCAGAGGAGCCGGAAACGGGUACGGCUAGUUGGUGGUUCAUGGUGCAGGAAAAGCUCACGAAUAAUUCGAACCUCGAUCGGACCGGCCGGAGCCGAUUACUGUGUUUACAGCGGACGGUUCAUGUUCAUUUCAUCGCAAGAUGAGUGCGCGAUAAGACGCAUCUCUACUGCUUCUCGCUGAUAAGACAAAUGUGGAAUGAGUGCAGGUAGAACGUAGACAGUGUGUGUGUGAGUGUAUACGUGUGGAAUUGCAAAAGGACAUUCAAACAACGCGUGUGUGCUACAAAUUUAGUGGAAUAAGGCGCUGCAGCAAGCUGUUACUAUUAAGAACCCGACAAGGAUACACACAAUUAUGCCAAACACCAUGGGCCACAUUAAGAGCUCGAUCGUUUUAGUGCUAUUUACACAGCUGCUCGGCCACAGUGAACCGAAAACGAUCGUUUUCAAUUCAUACUCGAAUGAACCGGCCCACCAACCGGAGAGCAGCCGGAAUGUGACCAGCGAGCAGCAACCAAUCGCUGGCAGUGCACACCGCCAGGAAGCAAGUGAAUCCUCCGGCCGAGGGUUCUCCAGUGGCGGUGGCAGUGGAGCACCUAGCUUCCCAUUCUCGAUACAUCCCGAUUUCCUGUCGAAGCCGGUGCAGGUGGCGAGACCGAACACCGGUUACAAGACGCCGAAAUACAUUGUCUAUCCGAGCUACUCGCAAAACACUCCCAACAGUGUACCGUACUAUAACGCUCCAGUCGCAAUGGACCGAUUUGCACCCGGCGAAGCGUACGGCGGCACCAUCUACAAGCUGAAGAAGCAAAAGCAACCCGCAGCCGCCGCUCCGUUUGCAUCGAUACCGGCCGCUUCCUUCAACAGCCCGGUCAGCGUACCGGUCCCGAGUGCGCUGCGCCCUGCUGCCUCCGACAACAGUCCGGUCAGUGUGCCUGCGCCACCGUCAGGACCGCCAUCACCACCAGGACCACCACCGUCCCAGCCAGACCAACCGAUCUUUGUGCCGACGCCCGUGCCCAACUCUGGUGACGAUGCCAUCGGUACCAUAUCGGUUGGUCCGGGCAAGCCGCAGUAUCUGCCGCCGAGCUACUCCGAUAAUCGCCCACCGAUGCAGCAAAUGGCACCGAUGAUGGCGCCGCAGCAGAUGAACAAAAUGCCCCCGCAGAUGGCGAUGCCGAUGGCGAGUGCUCCGGCAAUGGAUGGCCCACCGUCCGGCCCACCGUCCGGCAUGGAUGCAGACUACGACCAUCACCAUCACGACCAUCACCAUCACGAGCAUGAUUUUCCUUACUUCACCGGCUUCGACCAUGAUCACUAUCCGGACAUCAUCUUCGACCACGAUCACGAUCAUCACCAUCAUCACGACGAGCCUACGACGACGCCCGCUCCUCCGCCACCGCCACCGCCGGCACCGGAAACGCCCCGGCUUAAGAACUACAGCUACUACUACCUCAGCCGAACGCUUUGGUACGUGCCGCUGUACUUUACGCUGUACUUCACCGUGUACGUUGCGAUUCUGAUCAUCCGGUCCAUCGCUCGCCAUAAGGUUAAUCUACCGAAUCAAUGGGUCGGCAAUACGCGAUCGUUUGGCAGCAUCCGGGACCUGAGCAACAAGGAGGUGCAGGAGAAAGCGAACAUGAUGGCAGCGUUCGCGAUGAAGCAGAUCGAGGAUUUUAGGGAAAAAUAUUUAUAAUGCAUUAGCGCUUAGUGGCAGGAUUGCGAGGAGUCCCACGGUUAAUUGGACGCUAGACAUGCUCACCCAGGACGCAGCCAUGGACAGCAGUCGGGUGGGAAUGUUUAUUGAUCAAUGAAGAACUGUAAACUACCUGGUAUUGAGGUUAA